Messenger RNA from Theileria annulata, 429 nucleotides. RefSeq lists its product as uncharacterized. The record is from RefSeq and is a predicted model, not a curated record. NCBI's taxonomy places the organism in Eukaryota, Apicomplexa, Aconoidasida, Piroplasmida, Theileriidae. Bases 1 to 429 code for a protein of 142 amino acids. The transcript has a single exon.
AUGAAAAAGAGGAAACGUUCCGAUACGAAGAUUCGCAGCAGAUGUGUGAGUAAGUUAUACAAUUGCGAGGAAUACACUGAGAAAUUCGAUAAAAUCAUUUCAUUCUUGUACAAAAUAUUCUGCAAAGCUUCAGUGGGCUCGGAUUUCGCCGAAUUUCUAACUUUAACUGAGUUUUGCAACGGGCUAAACACGCUGGGAUUCAAUAUUAGCAAAAGUGAGCUGAUUGAGCACCUAAAACCCGUACUUUACGGCAAAAAUUACGAUUUGGAGGUGAUUCAAAACUACGGUAAUGGGAACAUAAAGACUCUGUACAGGCCUCCCCUCAAAGCCAAAAAUUCCUUUGAGUCCAAUUUAAUAAACCUUGAAGUAAUCAAGACUUUAUUCCUGAACAUUAAUUUGAAUUUAUCUAAAGCCAAUACAAUAUACUAA